AUGCCCAAGCCAAACGAGACUACCCAAAGACCCCCCUACCCAAAGACCCCCCCACCCAAAGACCCCCUACCCAAAGAUCUCCUACCCAAAGACCUCCUACCCAAAGACCCCCUACCCAAAGACCUCCUACCCAAAGACCUCCUACCCAAAGACCCCCCUACCCAAAGACCCCCCUACCCAAAGACCCCCUACCCAAAGACCCCCCUACACAAAGACCCCCUACCCAAAGACCCCUACCCAAAGACCCCUACCCAAAGACCCCCUACCCAAAGACCCCCUACCCAAAGACCCCCUACCCAAAGACCCCCCUACCCAAAGACCCCCUACCCAAAGACCCCCUACCCAAAGACCCCCUACCCAAAGACCCCCCUACCCAAAGACCUCCUACCCAAAGACCCCCUACCCAAAGACCCCCUACCCAAAGACCCCCUACCGAAAGACCCCUACCCAAAGACCCCCUACCCAAAGACCCCCUACCCAAAGACCCCCUACCCAAAGACCCCUACCCAAAGACCCCUACCCAAAGAACCCCCACCCAAAGACCCCCUACCAAAGAACCCCUACCCAAAGACCCCCUACCCAAAGACCUCCUACCCAAAGACCCCCUACCCAAAGACCCCCUACCCAAAGACCCCCUACCCAAAGACCCCUACCCAAAGACCCCCUACCCAAAGACCCCUACCCAAAGACCCCCACCCAAAGACCCCCUACCCAAAGACCUCCUACCCAAAGACCCCUACCCAAAGACCCCUACCCAAAGACCCCCUACCCAAAGACCCCUACCCAAAGACCCCCUACCCAAAGACCCCUACCCAAAGAACCCCUACCCAAAGACCCCUACCCAAAGACCCCCUACCCAAAGACCCCCACCCAAAGACCCCUACCCAAAGACCUCCUACCCAAAGACCCCCUACCCAAAGACCCCUACCCAAAGACCCCCUACCCAAAGACCCCCUACCCAAAGACCCCCUACCCAAAGACCCCCACCCAAAGACCCCCUACCCAAAGACCUCCUACCCAAAGACCCCCUACCCAAAGACCCCUACCCAAAGACCUCCUACCCAAAGACCCUACCCAAAGACCCCUACCCAAAGACCCCCUACCCAAAGACCUCCUACCCAAAGACCCCUACCCAAAGACCCCCUACCCAAAGACCCCCUACCCAAAGACCCCCUACCCAAAGACCCCCCUACCCAAAGACCCCCUACCCAAAGACCCCCUACCCAAAGACCCCCCUUUUUUUGUAUUUAA
Oncorhynchus keta (chum salmon) is the source of this 1251-nucleotide messenger RNA. RefSeq lists its product as uncharacterized. NCBI's taxonomy places the organism in Eukaryota, Metazoa, Chordata, Actinopteri, Salmoniformes, Salmonidae. Bases 1 to 1251 code for a protein of 416 amino acids. The record is from RefSeq and is a predicted model, not a curated record. The transcript has 2 exons.